UAAAUACAUGAGCGCAACUUCACAACGCCCUGCAAGCUCAGUCUGAGAAAGUUUUCUAGUCCCUAACUUUGGGCAGCUGGUAAAAUAUCCUAUUUUUGAUUCAAUAAACCUACUCCAGGAAAUUGAGCACCGCGACAUCGACCCUAGACCUGUGCCACCAUGUCAUUAAUCGCAGCCUUCUUGCAGCAGACCGUCUAUCUGGGCCUGCCCGAUGACUCGACCUUUCCCAAUCAGGGCACUGUGACUCCUUACCCGCAUUUCAGUGUCGAUGGAGAUGUAGGCAUCUUGGAUAAGGCCAUCAAGGCCAAAGGUGUGGAUGAGAACACCAUCAUUGAUGUGCUGGUGAGGAGGAGCAACGCCCAGAGACAGCAGAUCAAAGCUACCUACGAAAAGGCUAGCGGCAAGCCUCUGGAGACUGCCCUGAUGUCGGCCCUAAAGGGAGAGCUGGAGGAUGUGGUUCUGGCUCUGCUCAAAACGCCAGCCCAAUAUGACGCCCAACAGCUCAAACUGGCCAUGAAGGGAUUGGGCACAGACGAGGAUACUCUGGUUGAGAUUCUGGCCUCAAGGACCAAUAAGGAGAUCAGAGAGAUAAAGAAAGCCUAUAAGGAAGAAUACAAAAAGGAGCUAGAGGAUGACAUCAAGUCUGACACAGGCGCAGACUUCAGGAAUGCUCUGCUCUCGCUCUGCAAGGCUACUAGGAAUGAGGACACCAUGGUGAACCAGGAACUUGCUGACCGUGAUGCCAGGGCCCUGUAUGAGGCUGGAGAGAAGAGGAAAGGAACCGACUGCUCUGUCUUCAUAGACAUUCUGACCACCAGAAGUGCUCCUCAGCUCCGCCAAGCGUUUGAGAGGUACUCCAAGUACAGUAAGGUGGAUGUGGCAAAGGCUAUUGACCUGGAACUGAAGGGAGACAUUGAGAACUGUCUCACUGCCGUAGUGAAGUGUGCUGGAAGCAAGCCUGCUUUCUUUGCUGAGAAACUCAACUUGGCAAUGAAGGGUAAAGGAACCAGGACCAAUAUUGUGACCCGGGUCAUGGUGAGCAGGUCUGAAGUAGACCUGGCCCGGAUUAAACAGGAGUACAAGAAGACAUUUGGGAAAACCCUCUCCCAGGAAAUUCUGGAUGACACCCAGGGAGACUAUGAGAAGAUCCUACUGGCCCUGUGUGGAAGUGAGAAAUAACUUUCUCUCCUAUCUCACCUGGAGCCAAUUACUACCACUGUACAUGAUUAAACAUUCCCCUCCAAUGCCUCAAUGUGCACUUCCCAAAUGCAAAAUAUUAUGGUUCAUGACAAAUAUCUGAAAUGGCAGUCAUGAUAUAUUUUCACUACUUGCUAACAACAAUGAGCACAGUAAACAUGGUAAGCAGCAUUGACAAAUUUAGCCUAGCUUCAGCAGACUUGGGGAUCCAUAGUGCAAUAUACCAGACACCAUUUGUGUGCCAAGAAUAUGCAGUGGCAUUGUGACCUGGAUAAUUGGUCCUUCUUGCAAAUAAAGCAUUUUAUGUGGCUCCAAA
Coregonus clupeaformis (lake whitefish) is the source of this 1513-nucleotide messenger RNA. RefSeq names its product annexin A1. Gene Ontology annotation, biological process: response to peptide hormone; regulation of hormone secretion; response to estradiol. Lineage: Eukaryota; Metazoa; Chordata; Actinopteri; Salmoniformes; Salmonidae. The coding region runs from base 160 to 1179 and encodes 339 amino acids. The record is from RefSeq and is a predicted model, not a curated record. The transcript is spliced from 13 exons. Gene Ontology annotation, molecular function: phospholipase A2 inhibitor activity; calcium ion binding; cadherin binding involved in cell-cell adhesion. Gene Ontology annotation, cellular component: cytoplasm; plasma membrane.